AAUAAGGAGAAUCAAAUAAAAGGAGCCCUUCCAGUUCCACGAUCCGUCGUCGAACUGUUUUUUAUUACAACUCAUUCAUUGCCUUUUUCGUUUUUUCAUUCGCUUGAUCAAACGAAUCCCUCGGACAUCUAUUUACCACAAGAUUUCGAUUCAAGAUGAACCACCAAGACGCUGAUCUUCCUAUCCCACUGCCGGCGCCGGUGCGUAUCCAGCCGUCCUCCCCUCGCAUGACCCUUACCUCAGCCACGCCGACCCCAACGGCAGGGGCUCAGCGCCGUAUUGCGAUCGCCGUUGAUCUCAGCGACGAGAGUGCGUACGCCGUCAAUUGGGCCGUCCAGAACUACCUUCGUCCAGGGGACGCAGUCAUCCUCCUCCAUGUCCGCCCUACCAAUGUUCUCUACGGCGCCGACUGGGGUUCCAUCCAGGUACAUAUUAAUACGCGCAACAAUAGUGACGAUAAUAAUACGGAAGACCCAUCGCAGCAGCAGAAAUUGGAGGAUGAUUUCGACAACUUCACAACAACCAAAGCGAACUCACUCGCGCAUCCCUUGAUCGAGGCGCAGAUACCGUUCAAGAUCCAUAUCGUGAAGGACCAUGACAUGCAGGAGCGGCUUUGCUUGGAGGUCGAGAGGCUAGGGCUGAGCGCCGUUAUCAUGGGUAGCCGAGGAUUUGGCGCGGCAAGGAGGAAUAGCAAGGGAAGGUUGGGGAGUGUGAGUGAUUACUGUGUGCAUCACUGCGUAUGUCCUGUGGUGGUUGUCAGGUAUCCAGAUGAGAAGGAAAAUGAUGGCGAGGUUGGGAAUGGAGGCGAGCCCAGCGUUGCAGGCAAGAAAGGGAUUGUAGGAGAGGCGGAGCUACACCCAGUGCCGGAGGAGGAACCGGAGUAUCAUGAUGCUUCUGAUGAGCAGCCAGGAGAUGAUUAAGCCAUAGAAAACAGGCAAGCAUUGCAGUAGCGAAGAACUUUCAAGAAUGUUAUGAGCUUGUUGGAUGGCAGAUUUAUGGCCUGUAAAUAUGAAUGGUGGUAGCUACAUUUGUUGGUCUUUGUUUUCUUAGUCACAAGUUGGAGUGCUUUUGCAUUGAAUUGUAAUUCUACGAUUCUAUGUUUCUUUGAAUCUUCAUAGCUCUCUUACGGAGGGCAAUACUGUUAUCAGAUAGAAACUGAUUUCCCUGUGUGUGUAUCAAUUCCUUGACAAACCCGGUACUUUAUCCUAUUUUGGCUGUGAUUCA
Tripterygium wilfordii is the source of this 1224-nucleotide messenger RNA. Its product is annotated as universal stress protein PHOS32-like. The record is from RefSeq and is a predicted model, not a curated record. NCBI's taxonomy places the organism in Eukaryota, Viridiplantae, Streptophyta, Magnoliopsida, Celastrales, Celastraceae. The transcript is spliced from 2 exons. Bases 156 to 920 code for a protein of 254 amino acids.